Molecule: messenger RNA, 570 nt
Organism: Lactuca saligna
Lineage: Eukaryota; Viridiplantae; Streptophyta; Magnoliopsida; Asterales; Asteraceae
Source: the annotation of a GenBank genome assembly
AUGGUAUUAGCCUCCACAAACCCCUCCCCAACUUUGGACUCUUCCAACUACAAACAAACAAAUUUAAUCAUUGACCAUCCCUUAUUGGCAACCAUCUAUGCUCAGAUUGGUUGUCAGGAAGGUGCAAUUGAUAUGUUAUUUGGAAACCAUAAGGUGAGAUGUCUUGUGUUUGGACCUACUAAUGAUUCUCCAAUCAGUGGUGGUUACCGUGUAAUCAAUACUAUUCAUGAUUAUGUCUAUGAGCAUACCGUAACUAUGCUCUCCGACACCACCCUCGAUUUGGAGAAAAUUUUCUCGUGUAACAGGUCAAAAUCAUUGGGUAAUAGUGGGAUUCAACACAUGGAAAGAAAGUUGUGGAACAAAAAACAUGAUGCAACACAUGCCCACAAAUCAAAAAUGAAAGUGUUACAUGUUAUCAAGCAUCGAUUAAAUAAGUUUACUAGAUGGAAAGAUGCAUGGCUCUUUAAAACAAGGUUUAAGCAUCAUUGUGGAAGGAUUAAACACAAAAAAGUUGAUUUUUACAAGGCCAAAAAGGUUUUCUACAUGAUCAGGUUCCUCAAAGUAAGGUGA